Messenger RNA from Ciona intestinalis (vase tunicate), 987 nucleotides. The record is from RefSeq and is a predicted model, not a curated record. NCBI's taxonomy places the organism in Eukaryota, Metazoa, Chordata, Ascidiacea, Phlebobranchia, Cionidae.
UAUUGGUGUCAUUUCACAAGUCAGAUUUUCAGACAUAUUUAGGCAGUUUGGCAGAAUAGUUUUUAAAAAUUUUGCACUUGUCACAAAAAUUUAAAUGUGAUAAAUCUACAAAAGCUGGGAAGUUUGUAUUAUACAAAGUACAAGGUUGAAUACUUAUGGAUAAUGUGUACAGACGACAUAUGGCAAAUUCAACAAACCAAACUCGAAGUCCAUUCGUAGAUUACGAUUAUCUAAUUAAAGUGGUCGUCGUGGGCGACUCGGGGGUUGGCAAAAGUCAACUAGUCGCUCGUUUUACAAGGAAUGAGUUUUCAACGAACAGUAGACAAACUAUUGGAGUCGAAUUCGCAACAAAAACAAUCAAAGUUGAAUCACGUAGCAUAUGUGCCCAACUAUGGGAUACGGCUGGAGAAGAAAGAUACCGCGCGCUUGCAUCGGCGUAUUACAGGGGGGCUGUGGGUGUUCUACUGGUCUAUGAUGUCACAAACAUGAAAUCGUACCAGAAUAUCGCACACUGGUUAUCAGAGAUUAAAGCUUAUACUCUCCCAACAUGCCAGGUUCUAAUGGUGGGCAACAAGAUAGAUCUUAAAGGUGUCAGAAAAAUCACAGAACCGCAAGCUAAGACUUUUGCCAGCAGUAACGGGAUGAAAUACGUUGAAACAUCGGCAUUAGAAUGCACAAACGUUGCCGAUUCAUUCACUACAUUGGUCCAUGGGAUUUAUAAAAACACAAUCGAGGCAAAAUUGAACAGGAAUAAUUAUGACGACGCACGUAACACGAACAAAGCAUCUGCUGUGCUGGAAUUAACAUCCGAAUCAACGACAAUGAAAUAUCGCGCAAAAUGUUGCGGCACAACCUGAAGCGAACUACUUUUUUCUAAUGCGUAUAAUGGCUUAUUAAGGUGGCAUAGGCACCAAACCUGGGGUGGUAGGGUAGGCUGGCCUACCCCGCAAUUUUUUUGCACUGCAUUAAAAUUAAACAUAACAACGA